UUCGUAUUCAUGUGAGACACUAGUUUAGUUCCGUGCAGGUGAAGUCAUAAUAUUAUUAAUGACAAGUGUUGCUCUCACUGUGUAUGUUAUUGACCAUUAUAUAGAGUUGUCGUAUCUGCUGAUACUGGUGACAGAAGCGAGCAGUAUUGCUAUCAGUGAACAGUUCGAAAACCUGCGCUCCGGUUUCACUUGUAGAGACAGUGGUAAUAUUGUCAUCUGUAGGAACUCUGGAUUGAUAUCUGGAGACAGUGCCGACAUCUGUGGUAAUUCUGGAAGCAGAAGAUAAUAUUCCUUCUACCAUAAACACAAGGUCUGAAAUUUUGUAGGAAAGGGCUAGUUGAUCAUAUGAACCCCACUGCUCAGCUACUACUUGUUUUAUUGAGCCUGAAAGGAAAAAAGGAUAAGUCGGCCUCUGUAACAUUUGAAUGCAGUGAACAAUAUUGGCAUUCGUAGGGGUCCUGACUUGACAUCUAGAAACAGUGGUGACGUCUGUGGUAAUUCUGAAAGCGGAAUUUGUGGACAUCCUUCAUAUUUUGUGGCAUUAUAUUCAUAAGUGGACGGUCAUCCGAGGAGAGGACAUUACUGAACGGUCAUAGUGGACAGACCUGACGUUUCUCGUUGCCCAGGAAUAGCAAAAUCACUGCGUCUACCCACAACAAAGAGCCAAGAUGUUCCAGUUUCCUUCUACCAUUCCAACCGUGACCACAGUGCUGCUAUUAACUCUUACUACAAUUCUGACCGUUGCCUCAAAUCGGGAAAUUUAUACAGGCAGCUACAAAUCUUUGGCUCCUGGGUAUUCCUACCGUUACCUUCAGGAACCUCCGACAGAACAAUUCUCCUCCACUCGAUGUCUACUGAAAUGUGUCGCAAUUUCUCUAAGCAGCCAAUCGGAAUUCUUCACUUACAACAAUGUCAGCCGUGUUUGUAAGAAUUACUCACCGAAAUAUAUCAUGACAGUUGUCAGCACGAAUGACAGCAACGAGAUGUCCUUCUACAGAAAUAGCCAAUGGAUUAAAACUUAUGCCAUAUCAAUGGGAGCUGGUUCGAAAGUAUAUGAUUCAUUCCUGAAUAUAGGACUUCCUUCAUCCUGGAAUGUGGACGAAUGCAGAGGUACCUUUUGUCCCAACUUCUUCCGGCAUCCUAUCCUGGAUUACUGGAACUAUCUUCCAAUUGAGGAGGUGAAACUGUUGAUUUAUAAAAACAAAACAGAUGUGGUAACUAUAAUAUUUGAUGGACGAAAUACAACCCUUCGAAGCUGGUUCUCUCACGAAAAGUUGAAAAAUUCACCGUGGAACGACCUAGCUUCAGCCACCGGAGUUCAUUUAUCAAUUGAGGGAUUUAGACAUGUACGUCGAUUUUAUAUAACAUUACAUGGUUUUUGUGAAGGGGACAGAGGCUGGUUGACCAUCAAUGAGGGACCACUUCACUGUCAGUUCGAAGAGUCAGAUCACUACCCUUCAAUUCGUUAUUCUGAUACAAAAUCGAAAGUCAUAUGGAACAACGGUUAUGGAUUAGCAGACUCCAUGGCCAUAUUCAUCCGCCUGAGGCAGCAGAACUAACCCAGCACUUGAUAUCCAUUGAUACUAUUGAUGUUGUUAACGUCCAUCCAAUCCAGUUGACCACCACUGGUGAUCCACAUAAGUCACGUUUUACCUUUUAAUAAAGAAUCCAUACAAAUAUUCUAUCCAACAUCGGUCUUUGAAGUUGUGAUUCUCUUUCUCUCAUUCCAGCUGUUGUUGUUGUUCACAUUCACCCAAUCCAGCUGACCACCACUGGUGAUCCACACAAGUCACGUUUUACCUGUUAAUAAAG
Messenger RNA from Octopus sinensis (East Asian common octopus), 1812 nucleotides. RefSeq lists its product as uncharacterized. The transcript is spliced from 6 exons. The record is from RefSeq and is a predicted model, not a curated record. NCBI's taxonomy places the organism in Eukaryota, Metazoa, Mollusca, Cephalopoda, Octopoda, Octopodidae. Bases 669 to 1559 code for a protein of 296 amino acids.